UCACUUCCUAGUGUGGCGUCUGACUCUCUCCGUUCAACACAUGCAGUCCGGCCGGAAGUAGAGCGCAAUCUGUCCGCUGCUCUCACUGGGGAUCCCAGGAGAGGUGUACGAUUUGGGGAAUUGAAAAGUUUGGAUGAUGUUUCGUUUUUCACCGUGUGACUGGACGGAGAAGCUUUGAUUUGCUUUCCCUUCACCUGGAGGCAUAAAGUCUGUGCUGCGGCCGCACAUCGGGCCUACCUGUGCGGACUCGUCCGCACCUCAAGGAAGGAAGGAGGGAGGGCGCGACGCGAGUCGGCACACCUUUUUCCUUAAAGGUUUCUGUCUCUCUCCCUCCCUGUCUUUUUGCUCUGCUGCACUCUUUCUCUCUCUCUCUCUCUCUCUCUCUCUCCCUCCUCUCRCGUUGCAAGCCGGCGGAUAAGGGAUCUAAACGCCGAAAUGUCGACAAACGAAAGAGCUAUCCGAGCUCUUAAAGAGAUUCUGCAAAGGCCGGGAAAUGACGUCUGCGCAGACUGCGGCGCGCUGGAUCCGGGUUGGGGCUCCUGCUCCCUUGGUGUGUUCAUCUGUCUGGACUGCUCUGGAAUCCAUCGCAACAUCCCYGAAAUCUGCAAAGUCAAGUCCCUGAGACUGUCCCACUGGGAGGACCAGGAGGUUCAGUUCAUGGCUGAACAUGGAAAUGAGCUAAUGAAGGCAAAGUAUGAGGCGGAUGUUCCWGUCUACUACUACAAACCAACCCACAAGGACUGUCAAGUGCUGAGAGAGCAGUGGAUCAGAGCGAAGUACGAGAGGAAAGAGUUCUCGAAACCUGGGAAAAGCUUGACGUACGAAUCAGAAACGAGAGAGGGCACGUUGAUGAAAAGGGGGCGGGACAACGGGCAGUUUCUGAGCAGGCGAUUCGUCCUUUCUGAAAGAGAGGGCAAUCUGAAGUACUACACCAAAUAUGACGUAAGCAGCAGUUCAGUGCUGAGAGAGCAGUGGAUCAGAGCGAAGUACGAGAGGAAAGAGUUCUCGAAACCUGGGAAAAGCUUGACGUACGAAUCAGAAACGAGAGAGGGCACGUUGAUGAAAAGGGGGCGGGACAACGGGCAGUUUCUGAGCAGGCGAUUCGUCCUUUCUGAAAGAGAGGGCAAUCUGAAGUACUACACCAAAUAUGACCAAACGGAAGGCUUCAAGAAGCGCUGGUUCACWCUGGAUCAGAGACGGCUGAUGUACUUCAAAGAUCCACUGGAUGCCUUUGCUAAAGGUGAGGUAUUCCUGGGGAACAAUGACAACCAUUACAGUGCUUCUGCCGGCUUACCAUCUGGGACCUCCUGCAACGGCGCUUGGCAAUAUGGCAUCACUAUAGAAACACCUGAGCGCUCCUUCCUGUUUACGUGCGAGACGGAGAGUGACCAACAGGAAUGGCUGAAGCACUUCAAGAAUGUCAUGAACACUCAGAUGUCCCCUCAGGAUUACACAAUGGAGGCCUUGUUAAGGCACCGACACUGACAGACCAGAGGCCUUUUCUCCCCUCAACACCCACCAUCAGUCUGACAGRCACAACACCGACYCUGCUACUUAUCCUAAAAAUGUGGACUUCUGGAUUAAAAGUGAGAACAAAUUUGCCAAAGCAUUGUCUGAUUUAGGGUUAGGGUUACGUUAACUAUUCUUUAAUUUUGAUACCACUUUUUUUUUUUAUUGACCCUUGUAUCGUGAAAGCUUCUCAGCGUAGAACAAAGUUAGUUACGUGUCCCGAGUCAGUCACAAGGACACAUUUUCUAUCUUUAUUAAGUGGUUUACAGCUAAUGGUGAAUAAUAUAAUAAUAAUAAUAAUAAUAACAUGCAACAAUAAACUUGUUGUGUGAAAUUGACACUAAGUAAUUUAAUCCAUAUAAGUAUAUUCUAUCCCUAUCCAUCUCUCUCUCUCUCAAGCUACAAAGCAAGCUGGUUAUUUUUGUAGCUAACUGACUACAAAACUAGCAAUUUUUUUUAGCUAGCUAGCUGACUAUUUUUCUAGCUAACUAGCUAUUUUUCUGGCUAAAUAGAUAUUUUUCUAGCUAACUAGCUUAAAUUAUGUGAUGGUAAAGAUGCUUUUUUCCUAUUGUGUCAGCUAUUUCUGCCCAAGUAUUUAAGUUUUGAAUUUGUAAUUUCUUUUUUACUGCUUGUAAAGUUUUAGUAUAUGCACGGUUAUGGGAAACACUAUGGUCAAAGCUUUAUGGAUACUCAAAUGUUGGAGCUUUUUUUAGCUGUUGUAGUUACAAGGCUUGGUAUUCUGUACAAUACAUUACAGAAAAAGAA
Molecule: messenger RNA, 2274 nt
Organism: Poecilia reticulata (guppy)
Lineage: Eukaryota; Metazoa; Chordata; Actinopteri; Cyprinodontiformes; Poeciliidae
Source: RefSeq, a predicted model, not a curated record